This is a messenger RNA of Sporisorium graminicola, 357 nucleotides long. RefSeq lists its product as uncharacterized. The record is from RefSeq and is a predicted model, not a curated record. Bases 1 to 357 code for a protein of 118 amino acids. Lineage: Eukaryota; Fungi; Basidiomycota; Ustilaginomycetes; Ustilaginales; Ustilaginaceae. The transcript has a single exon.
AUGCGCUCGCGCCAUAUCCGCAAUCUCAAGUCCAGCCCUCCGCUCUCCCGCAAAGCACGCUCGCGUCAAGUCUCCGCGCUCGUCAGCAAGUACAGUGGUGACGACGACGACCAAGACCCGGGCAACCCGCUGAAAGACAUCAAGUUCCGAAGCGGGUGCACGGGUGGGGCGGAGACUGCCUCCGACGGCACUUACCUCUCUGGCUUCACAGCGACCUGCAUCGUAGAUGGCGUCGACUGGGUGCCUUACGUCUUCGACCAAUUCCUCCAUGCCGAAUUCAGCGAAAAGGGAAAGGAAAACGAACCGCUGCCCAUCUAUACUUCCUUCAUCGGAUGCCAAGUCCCCGCACACCAGUAA